This is a messenger RNA of Prosopis cineraria, 3964 nucleotides long. RefSeq names its product protein NLP5-like. NCBI's taxonomy places the organism in Eukaryota, Viridiplantae, Streptophyta, Magnoliopsida, Fabales, Fabaceae. The transcript has 6 exons. Gene Ontology annotation, molecular function: DNA-binding transcription factor activity; protein binding. Bases 463 to 3105 code for a protein of 880 amino acids. The record is from RefSeq and is a predicted model, not a curated record.
UAGGCUUGAGGGUGACGCGCUGGUUCUGUGUCACCGGGCAUUUCUACUAUCGUAUUUGUGGUGGCUGACACUUGCUCUCGUCUCUCCCUUGUCGAUUUUGAUAUUGGUUAUAUCCGGCUUCAUUUGGUUAGCAUCCAGGGUAGGUGUUUCUUCUUUGGUUUUAGUUCUCUUGCGCUUGAUCAAUCCAACGGACGACUUUUGUACAAGGGGAGGUGAAGUGGACGAUUCAGAAGAGAAUAGAAUCCUGGUCGCAGAUUCUUCUUAACCCCCACCUUCUAUCUUUCCUUACGAGUGGUUGCAGCAACCUAUUUUCAUGGAUCCUGGCAAGUUACAGGUAGCCCAUGAAGAUGGAAGAGUGAUUUUGCUUGAAGCUUUGCCUUAUUGACUUUUCAGUUGGGACACUCCAAAUCGAAUCAGUUUGGAACCUGAAAAUUUCUGUAAUUAAGCGGAAGGAACCGCGACAUGAUUAUGGAAGACAAUGUUGUGUCACCCAGUACCUUAAUAGAUUCGUCCAUAGAUUUCGAUUACAUGGACGAACUUUUUUCAGACGGAUGCUGGUUGGAAACCCCUGCGGAUGGAUCUGACUUUUUGCUGAGAAGCCCUUCUGCGUCCAAUCCCCUCCUUGACUCAUCAUAUUCAUGGCCUGCCUUGGAUACUGUUGGGCAUGUGAGUCUAGAACAAAGGCAGAGUCCCUUGAUUGACGAAUUACAGGAAACACAAACCAAUACUCGAUUGGUUGGCAAGGGCAACGACAUAAUAGAUGUUGCUGGUACUUGUAAUCAGUCUGAAAUUCAUUCAGUUGAAAGCUCAGAAUUCGUAAGAAGGUGGUGGAUUGGACCUAUGGGUAAUCCGAGCCCCGAGUGUUCUGUGUUGGAGAGGUUAAUUAAGGCACUCGUGUAUAUAAGAGAUUUCAAUAGAGACAAAGAUGUGCUUUUACAAAUAUGGGUGCCGGUUAAUAGAGAGGGUGGGAGGAUUCUAAGCACCAGUGAUCUUCCCUUCUCGCUUGAAAGUAGCAGUCCAAAUCUUGUGAAGUACCGAGAAAUCUCUGCCAAAUACAAGUUUUUAGCUGAGGGAUAUUCUAGGGGCUUGGUGCCUGGAUUGCCUGGUCGAGUUUUUAAAGAGAAAGUUCCUGAGUGGACUCCUGAUGUUCGAUUUUUCAGGAAUGAUGAAUACCCUCGAGUUAGCCAUGCUCACGAGUAUGAUGUGCGUGGAUCUUUAGCAAUUCCAGUCUUUGAGAAGUGUGGCAACAUUUGCUUGGGCGUUAUUGAGGUUGUAAUGACAUCCCAGAAGAUCAAGUAUUUCCCUGAGCUUGAGUGUGUUUGCAAAGCACUUCAGGCUGUUGAUCUUAGGAGCACCAAUAUUUCAAGUAUACAGAAUGUGAAGCAGGUAUCCAACAAUUCCUAUGAAGCUGCACUGCCUGAGAUCCAAGAAGUUUUGAGAUCGGCGUGUGAAAUGCACAAAUUACCUUUAGCUCAAACUUGGGUUCCAUGUAUCAAGCAAGGCAAAGAGGGGUGCCGGCACUCAGAUGAUAAUUUUCUAUACUGUAUAUCUCCUGUUGAGCAUGCCUGUUAUGUUGGUGAUCCUUGUGUCCAGGCUUUUCAUGAGGUUUGCUCUGAGCAUCACUUGUUAAAAGGUCAAGGUGUCACUGGUGAGGCUUUUAUGACCAAUCAACCAUGCUUCUCAACUGAUGUAACUUCCUUAAGCAAGAUAGAUUAUCCACUGUCUCAUCAUGCAAGGAUUUUUAGGCUGCGAGCUGCUGUUGCUAUACGCCUGCGAAGCAUCCGUAGCAUUACAGAUGACUUUGUGCUAGAGUUCUUCUUGCCUAUAAAUUGCACUGACAGUGAAGAACAGAAGAAGAUGCUCACUUCAUUGUCUAUGAUUAUAAAAAGGGUUUGCCAUAGUUUGCGGGUGAUAACAAAUAAAGAACUGGAGGAGGAAAAACGCUUACCAAUUGAUGAAGUGACAGUCCCUGCAGAUAGUAGAUGUGCUAGGGUGGAGCUCCAACAAUGCAGUAAGGUUACCUCACAUGGCACCAAAGAAAAGUCAAAUGAAACUGUGACUAGACAGUUUUCUAACCUGAUUCAGCAAGAAGACUCUAUUUUAAAAGAAAACCCUGAAUAUGGUUGGGAGUGUUCUUCUUUUGGUGAGGGUGGCUUGCCGAUUGAAGGUUUAAGUAAAACAGCAGAUAAAAGACGGACCAAAGCAGAGAAAACUAUCACUCUGCAAGUUCUUCGGCAAUAUUUUGCAGGAAGCCUAAAAGAUGCAGCAAAGAAUAUUGGUGUUUGUACUACAACUUUGAAAAGAAUUUGUCGCCAACAUGGGAUAAAGCGUUGGCCUUCUCGAAAGAUUAAAAAGGUUGGUCACUCCUUACAGAAACUUCAACUUGUCAUCGACUCAGUUCAAGGUGCCUCUAGCGCUUUCCAGAUAGAUUCUUUCUACUCAAAGUUUCCAGAGCUAGCAUCUCCAAAUUUGCCCGGAAGCAGCUUGUUCUCAACUUCAAAGCAAAGUGAUCCGCCAAAUCCAUCAAGCACAAGGCCUGAUACUGGCUUGAUGAGCCCAGAAGCACCCUUAUCUUCAUGCAAUCAGAGUUCCAGUUCAAGUCAUUCCUCUUCCAUCCUGUCAGAGUUACGGCUUCAUGCACAAAAUGUUGCGGGUGGAAAAGAUCCUAGGGUUAGAGAAGAUUCUGCUGAUGGGGUUAUGAAGAGGAUUACAAGUGAAGCAGGGCUAAAAAGCUUAAGUCAAGAUACAGCAGAGCUCUUGCCAACUUCCCAGAGCCAGGAAACACUUCAUGAACAUCCAAAAUCUGUGUUGAAAAGCAGUCACAAGGCACAUAAAAAAGAAGAUACUCACAGAGUAAAAGUCACUUUCAGAGAUGAGAAAAUCCGGUUUCGGAUGCCGAAGAGUUGGGGUUAUGAAGAUCUUUUGUGGGAAAUUGCUUGGCGAUUCAAUAUAGAUGACAUGCACAAAUUCGAUAUCAAGUAUCUGGACGAUGACUCUGACUGGGUCUUGCUAACUUGUGAUGCUGAUUUAGAGGAGUGCAUUGAUGUCUGUCAACAUUCUCAGAGCAGUACCAUCAAACUUUGCCUUCUAGAGAGCAAAUCAUAGUAUCGUCUAUCAGAUAUGUCAACUAGUGUCGCAAGUUUUUCGUAUUGUGGGACAAUUUUGAUUAGUUUUUUCAAGAGAAUUAUCUUGGUUAUACUACAGAAGUUCAAAUGACAGAGGUUUCCAAUAUUUAAAGUAAUGAGCAGUUGCAACGUUGAUUCAUCUUAAGAGCUGAGUUGGUGUGGUACCAAUACUACUCAUGAUUGUAAAUAUUCAACUCUUGACGUCUUUUUGGUUCAUGGCAUCAAGGCGCUGGGAAUGGUAAUGACAAAAUUUAUCAUGCACAUAUUCCACUUUCCUCCACAACUGACCUGAUUUACCAUACCUCCACUUCACAAGAAAUGAUGUUAGUUUCAUUAAGCUUAAUGUAAUCUGGAUCAUCCUUUCCUGUGAGAAAUUAUGGCCAUCUGCAGUUUAUAUCCUUCCUCCUAUUACCCUGUAGAUGCCUGGUUGAGGCAGCAGCUCCUGCAGUGCAAGACACCGAGCAUCCUCUCAUCCUCCCAUUUGGCUUCUCUCCAUUUGUGAUGCUCAUCCACCAAUGCAGCUUAUCUCCAUUUGCAAUGCUCAUACUCAGAUUUGGCUUUUUUCCAUUCGUGAUGGCACCAUUGAUAUGGCCUCCUUCCAAACAUGGAUGAUGCAUUGGCAAAAUAGCUGCAGUAAUCAACUCGAAGACAAACUCCUUUGCAUUUGAAGAAACCCAUUUGCUGCAAAUUGUAUUGUUUCAGAAUCUAUAGUUCAUAUGAUCAUUUGAAGAAAGCUAUUUGUUGGCUUGUAUUCUUUUAGUGACAUUGUUCUAAUUUCAUUAUGUGAGACAGUUAGUAAUUAUGAUUAUUUCAAUCUGAAAAUGGUAGUCAAGGAUUUA